This is a messenger RNA of Vidua chalybeata, 2352 nucleotides long. It is a transcript of the gene PRKG2, whose product is annotated as protein kinase cGMP-dependent 2. The transcript is spliced from 18 exons. Gene Ontology annotation, biological process: protein phosphorylation. Gene Ontology annotation, molecular function: cGMP-dependent protein kinase activity; ATP binding. Lineage: Eukaryota; Metazoa; Chordata; Aves; Passeriformes; Viduidae. The record is from RefSeq and is a predicted model, not a curated record. Bases 1 to 2319 code for a protein of 772 amino acids.
AUGGGGAACAGAUUAGUGAAACCUAAGCAGCUGAGGCAGCCGAAUAGGCACGUGGCAAACCUUGCUAUUGGCUGUGCUGCCAGCCACAAGUUUCUGAUGGACCCAUGCCUAGGCAUCAAUGUGAUCAAUGGGCAAGCUGAUGUCCUCUGCAGCAAGGUACUUGAACUGGAAAAGGAGCUGAAGAGAAAAGAUCAGCAGUUGCAAGAGAGUCAACACCAUGUUGCUGAGCUUCAGGAGCAGCUGGCUGUGCAGACUAAGGUCAUAGCAGAACUCACCAAGGAGCUUCAGAGCAAGUGCAUACAGUUGAACAAGCUGCAGGAUGUUAUUAGCACUCAAGGAGAGCACUCUCUUCAGCCUUCUCCAUUUAAAGUUUCUGCUGACAGGAGAAGAGGAGCCAAGGAAGGUGUAUCUGCAGAGCCGACGACAGGACUGUGUGAUUUGAGCAGGCGAACUAUGUUUUCCCUUGAAAAAGCAACAGUCCGGAAGGAUUCAAGUGAGAAGAAGCUUAUCACAGAUGCCCUGAAUAAAAACCAGUUCCUGAAGAGGCUGGAGCCCCACCAGACACGAGACAUGGUGGAAUGUAUGUAUGAGAGGACGUUCCAGCAAGGGAGCUACGUCAUCAGACAGGGAGAACCGGGAAAUCACAUUUUUGUGCUCAAAGAGGGCAGCCUGGAAGUCUUUCAGCAGAAUAAACUACUCUCCUCAAUUCCUGUGUGGACAGCGUUUGGUGAACUGGCCAUUUUAUACAACUGCACACGGACAGCUUCUGUGAAAGCAAUCACUAAUGCUAAAACAUGGGCACUCGACAGAGAAGUUUUUCAAAAUAUCAUGAGAGUAACAGCACAAAACAGACAAGAGCAAUACAGAAACUUCCUUAGAAGUGUGUCCCUGCUGAAAAACUUACCUGAAGACAAAUUAACCAAGAUCAUGGACUGCCUGGAAGUGGAGUACUAUGACAAGGGAGAUUACGUUAUUCGGGAAGGAGAAGAAGGAAACACCUUCUUUAUAAUAGCAAAAGGAAAGGUGAUAGUUACCCAGAGUACUACAGACCACUCGCAGCCUCAGGUGAUUAAAAAUCUACACAAAGGAGAUUACUUUGGAGAAAAGGCUCUCAUUAGUGACGACGUCAGAUCAGCCAACGUUAUUGCAGAUGACUACAAUGUGGAGUGCCUCGUUAUAGACAGAGAGACAUUUAAUCAGACUGUUGGCACUUAUGAGGAGCUGCAAACUUACCUGGAAGGUUAUGUGGCCAAUCUGGCCCAGGCUGAUGAAAAGAGACAUGCAAAAGGAAGAUCCUUCUGUGGACAGCUGACCAAAGAGGUGUCUUUGGAGAUGAUAGAGCUGAAGGAGAAAGUAGCCCAGUUCCCUCCUUCCCCAUUCCAGAAUUUAGAAGUUGUCACAACUCUGGGUGUUGGUGGGUUCGGAAGGGUUGAGCUUGUUAAAGUUAAAAACGAGAACGUGGCUUUUGCUAUGAAAUGUAUAAAGAAGAAACACGUGGUGGACACCAAGCAGCAAGAGCAUAUCUAUUCUGAGAAGAAAAUCCUCGAGCAGAUAUGUUCUCCAUUUGUUGUAAAGCUGUAUCGCACAUUCAAGGAUAACAAAUACGUGUACAUGCUCCUGGAGGCUUGCCUUGGAGGGGAAUUGUGGAGCUUGCUGAGAGACAGAGGCAGCUUUGAUGAAUUCACCACAAAGUUUUGUGUUGGGUGUGUGACAGAGGCUUUUGACUAUCUGCAUCAAAUAGGAAUUAUCUACAGAGACCUGAAGCCAGAAAAUUUAAUUUUGGAUGCUGAAGGAUAUAUAAAAUUGGUUGAUUUUGGAUUUGCAAAGAAGAUUGGAUCAGGGCAGAAAACCUGGACGUUUUGUGGAACCCCUGAGUAUGUUGCCCCUGAAGUCAUUCUGAGUAAAGGCCAUGACUUCAGCGUGGAUUUUUGGUCCCUUGGGAUUCUUGUGUAUGAACUCCUCACUGGCAGCCCACCAUUCUCUGGAGCUGAUCAAAUGAUGACAUACAAUUUGAUUCUCAAAGGCAUUGAAAAGCUGGAUUUUCCCAAAGUAAUAACAAGGCGACCUGAGGAUUUGAUCCGCAGACUCUGCAGGCAAAACCCUACAGAAAGAUUAGGCAAUUUGAGGAAUGGAAUAAAUGACAUCAAGAAGCACAGGUGGUUGAGUGGUUUUAACUGGGAUAGUCUGAAAGUGAGGAAAUUAACAUCGCCUUUAAAAAGAGAGUUGUCUGGACCAACUGAUUACAGCUACUUUGACAGCUAUCCACCUGAAGUGGGAAGCCCUCCAGAUGAACUUUCAGGCUGGGACAAGGAUUUCUGAUCAUUUUUCCUUCUGGCACAUUUAUAGAAACUC